This is a messenger RNA of Aspergillus bombycis, 2151 nucleotides long. Its product is annotated as Zn(II)2Cys6 transcription factor domain-containing protein. The record is from RefSeq and is a predicted model, not a curated record. Gene Ontology annotation, molecular function: transcription cis-regulatory region binding; DNA-binding transcription factor activity, RNA polymerase II-specific; zinc ion binding. Bases 1 to 2151 code for a protein of 716 amino acids. Gene Ontology annotation, biological process: positive regulation of transcription by RNA polymerase II. The transcript has 5 exons. NCBI's taxonomy places the organism in Eukaryota, Fungi, Ascomycota, Eurotiomycetes, Eurotiales, Aspergillaceae. Gene Ontology annotation, cellular component: nucleus.
AUGCCUGGGGUACCGUCUAACAAAGCAUGUGAGCGAUGCAAAAAGAGGCAUCUCAAGUGUGAUGAGGCACGCCCGAAAUGCCAGCGCUGUACAAACGCUGGGGUGGACUGCCCGGGAUAUGUUCAAACGCGCAAGUUUAUAGACCAAGGCGCUUCGGUAAGGCGCCGAUACGCGCCCUACCAAGAAGGUCACACAAUACUACAUACAAGCAAAGGCACAGAAACUGCUACCGCUGAACGCCUGCUCAGCUCGAACCAACAUGGCGACCAACAAAGUGCUGGCCCCGGUCAAGCUCGUCCUGCACUCCCGCCCUCUGCGAGCUGGAGAUCGAGUGAGUCAGAUCAAUCAGGAGCUCGUUCACCGCUCCAAGGCAUAAUGAUCAACUCGACAAAUUCACCCAUACGAACGAAUGCUACUAAUUUCAUGGCAAGCCAGUCCAUGACAGACGCCACGUCUGUUGACAUUACUAGCCUGGACCAGUCACGAAGCACUGCUAGCAGGAGUGCUGGCCACAGUCCACUUAAUAUUAAUAAUGCUACAUCCCCUCAUGUCCUGGGUAAUGCUUACAACGGACUUCGAUCCAGACCCCCAUCGUCCCAUACCGCCUCGGGGAGCCCAUCACAGCCUAGCGAACGAGACGAGUUCCAGGAUAUCUUCUCCGAACUCUUAACGGGUACUGAACAGGAAAUAGCUUUUUUGAUUCGACAUUAUUCGGAGAACUUGGGGCCUUGGCUAGACAUCUCGGACUCGACCAGAUUUUUUGAGGUCCAUGUACCAAUACGCGCAAUCAAUGAUCCCUUCUUAAAUUUUGCAAUUGCUGCUCUGGCUGCGAAGCACCUCGGCAGGAUGAAAGGUGCAAAAUCACCCGCUAGUGGUGGAAUGUUCACAAGUCCAGCCACCAUGGAAGUCUAUCCAAAUGCGACACAAGUGGACUGGUUUCUCAAAGCAACUAACUACUACUAUAUGGCCGCUUCCCGUAUGAAUUCCGCCAUCUGUGAAGCUUACACUUCCGUAUCUAGCUCGGCCAUUUUAGAGGAAUCGGCAAUUCAAAUCGCCAGCCGAUGGUUGAGUCUUCAGCCACAGCAAUCUAGUCCUACCACCGAAGAUCCUGCUGCUAACACUCUCUCAAGAAAGACAGAGAAUAUCCUUGCAGCCUCGACUCUCAUGACUAUGUACAAGCUUCUGGAUGAACCCGCAGAAAAUUGGCAAUCGCACCUUUCGGGAAUAAAGGUACUAUUUGACUCUUUGCUUCAAGUAUACAGUGGUACUUCGCCUAUUCCGUGUUUACUGCCUCCAGGGGCUAGGGCCGCGUUCUGGAAUCUCGCGCGCUUGGAUUACCUAAGUGCUUAUAUCAAUCGGGUUCCAACUCAGUUGGACCAGGGCAACCUUUCGUUAUGGAGGGCUGCCGGCAUUUCAAUUGAUGAAUCGGGUAACAUAUCAUUACAUGCCAAGGAUAUGACCGAUAAGGCGUUAUCACACGAAGAUGUUGCAGCUAACAGCUUGACCUGGCUUGUUGCAAAAGUAGUCAAUUUUCUAGCGGAGUCGAAGAAGCUACAAUGGGAACAAUUAACAGGCCAUUCAUCUAGCGAUCCAACUACACCGUCUUCAACACCCACUACCUUCACACCAUAUCCUUCUACUUCCACCUGGUUGAAACUCUGCUUCGACUUCCAGUCCUGGUUCGAAGGGUUACCGGAAACGUUCCGCCCGUGCCUGCGAUUAGACCACCCCAAAGACUUAUCGAAGCUUCCAGAAAUUGUUUAUUCGCCCUUUCCCGAAAUAUUUUACGGACUGACAUCCUGUGCGGCGACAAUGCAGCAGUACCAUUUUGGACGCCUUGCGUUAUCUCUGAACAGGCCACCGGAUGCUGUCAGCGGGCCCAGCACGGCCUUUGACCGCCUACAAGGAUACCGGGAAUUGAUGAAAGAGACCGAAUACCGUGGUCGGGAAAUCUGUGGCAUUGCGCUCGGUCGUCCUCGGAGUGCCGCACGUGUUUACACGAUACCGCUUUUGUUUGCGGUCGGCCAAUGCUUUGAAAAUCCUGAGGAGCGCCAAAUAGUUGUUGAUUUACUACGUGGGAUCGAGGCGGAUCUGGGAUGGGAGACGAGCGUUCGGAUCCAGAAGCUGCAAGCUUCAUGGGCCCAACGAUAA